Molecule: messenger RNA, 1926 nt
Organism: Scleropages formosus (Asian bonytongue)
Lineage: Eukaryota; Metazoa; Chordata; Actinopteri; Osteoglossiformes; Osteoglossidae
Gene: ostm1
Product: osteoclastogenesis associated transmembrane protein 1
Exons: 6
Coding region: 36-848 (270 amino acids)
Cellular component (GO): cytosol
Source: RefSeq, a predicted model, not a curated record
GCAGGGAAGCGCCGCUGGCCGCGCAGUCGUCCGCCAUGGUUUCCUUACAUCUCGUUCCCCGUUUGAUCGCGCUGCUGCUGCUGCUUCCUGGACGCAUCCGGUCGUCUUCUCCGGUGUUUAACUCGUUGCUGAGCGAUCUCCAGGGGGAUCCCGAGCUCGAAGAGCGCUGUCGCGACUUGCUGCGCGACUUCGGCCGCAGGUACGAGUCGUACGUCAAGUGUGCGGUUCCGUCGGCCCGGCCGGUGAGGAUCUGUGAGAACUGUCACAUCCAGUUCGAGAUGCUGCGGGUGGUUUACAAUAACAUCUCGUCGGACCAGGCGGACCCCGAGAACUGCCGAGACAGCCUCCUGCGCGCCGACCGCCUCAUGCUCGUUUACAUGCUCUUCCAGAACCUGGAGGACGUGUGGGACGUGGCGCACUGCUCCCAAUGCCUCAGUGGAGACGGGCUGUCCAACAUCACCCUGCGCUACAUGGCCAAGCUGAACCAGUCGCUGAGUUGUUUCGAAAGCCAGAAAAACAACCACUCGGAGCUGUGCAGGGUGUGCAGGGCAGACUACAAGGAUCUCAACGAGUUCUACAGCAUCAUGGAGAAGAAUCAGACCCUCUGCAUCGACAUCGAGGACUCGAUGAACGCGACCCGCAGACUGUGGAGCAAGGAUUUCAAUUGUUCGUUCCCCCGAGAGGAGACUGUGCCGGUCAUCGCUGUGUCCAGCUUCAUGCUGUUCCUGCCCAUCAUCUUCUACUUGAGUAGCUUCCUUCACUCGGAACAAAAGAAGCGCAGACUCAUACACCCCAAGCGUGCAAAAUCAAACAACAGCCUGAUGAACAUUCAAGACAAGCACAGCUGAGCAAGCGCACGGCAGGGGGCGGCGCGAGGGGAGAGGAGUCGCAUGACGAUGGAGUCAUCGUUGUCGCACGCUCACGGGAUCGCACGCUGGUGGAGGAGUCAUGGUGUCCACCUCCAGUGUCUCGCUGUCUUUCCGCCAGUGCCGCACGCUUCAGGGACUGCCUUAAAUUUGGCCUUGGAGGUGAGGUGGGAGAGGGGGGGGAGUGGGUGGGUCACACUUCACACCAGACAUUCGACUGAUCAACUUGGGGAAGGAAAUGACAUCACCAGAUAAUUUAUGUACUUAGUGCUUUCAUUUUACUCUAACCUAUUUGUGCAGUGCGAGAAAAUUGGCGUUAAUUUAUUGUCGCAGUGGUACAACAGUAGAGUUUCGCCUUGGGCUCAACUAUGACCUCGCGGUUCCCGAGCUGCCUUUGUUCCCUUAAAACACAAUGAAAGCGGUGCUGACGGAAAGUGACAUCACCGUGCAACGUGCCACAUCAUGCACUUUGUUUACCCUCAAUCUCCCUGUCUUUGCUACAUGAAUCCCAUCAGCCUCAUAACUGUUUCAUGGGGGACAUGGGUUCUGCUAAAGAAUCAUCUAAGUUGGGGUUUCGUGUCCAAGAAGGGUGACGGCGUCCUCCUCUGGCGGGAAGGGGUCAUCGCUGCUUUUGGUUUCUGUGGAAUUGACUUCCAUGUUCUUGUCUUGACUUCAUUCACACAGACUCUGGUGGCCCACACCCCCCUUUCUCCAUGUUCCCAUCUCCAUCCCUCCAGUUCUCACACAACGGAGCUUGGGGAACCUUCUGUUUUCCACCCACGGCUGUAACAGCGUAACGGGUCAUUUUUGUAGCUUUAAGACAUUUGCACAGUUUAUUUUUCCGGUAGUCAAGAAUUUUGGCUUGCGGCGCUGCAGUAGGAUUGCCCUUUACUACAUUGUGCGUCUUUCUUUUUUUCCUCCCCCCAGCACAGCUUCUCACCAUAUUACUGCCUUAAAAUCAUAUAAACAUCUGAUUUCACUUAAUUUAAAUUACAUGUCAAUAUCACAGUAUAUUCUCCUUUCACCACUCAGUGUUUUUUGGAAUGAAAUUUUCACCUAA